Messenger RNA from Cynara cardunculus var. scolymus (artichoke), 2021 nucleotides. RefSeq names its product transcription termination factor MTERF6, chloroplastic/mitochondrial-like. NCBI's taxonomy places the organism in Eukaryota, Viridiplantae, Streptophyta, Magnoliopsida, Asterales, Asteraceae. Gene Ontology annotation, biological process: chloroplast organization; regulation of DNA-templated transcription. Gene Ontology annotation, cellular component: chloroplast. The transcript has 2 exons. The record is from RefSeq and is a predicted model, not a curated record. Bases 448 to 1650 code for a protein of 400 amino acids. Gene Ontology annotation, molecular function: double-stranded DNA binding.
AACUCACUCAAAUCGAUCGUGAAGUGUGAAAUGUAUAGUGCGAGAGCGUGCUGUGUGAGACCCACUCUUGAACACUAACUCGGUUUAUCGGACGGGAACUCCUCAAACGGCCAAACCCUGAAUCGGAUUUCUUAAUUGAUUGAAGUCAGGGGAAGGUUAUGUACGAAGCUCGAAAAAAUGGUGGAACAUAAAACCCCAACUGUAAAUUGGAUCUGRUUUCUUACUGUUUUGUAYUGUAUUUUGAUUCAUUUUGCCCAAAAAGAACUUUCAGGAUUCUUUGCAUGAGUUGUGAUAAUGGAUUCAAAGAGCAGGGUUGCGAGGUAUUUGUAAGAAGCAUUUGAAAAGCAUGUUGUUAGGGUUUUCCUUCAAAGAAAAGGGAUUAUAGAGCUCACRCCAGACAGCUACGGCACAAAUCGAUUAUAUGCCUUUGUAGGUUUGCACCUUCCAAUGUUGUUUAAUUUCAUCUCUAGAAGAAUUGGAUCCCAUGCAAGGCCUCAUAUCAAGCUUGAACCAGGCUGCAAUGGCUUAUUAUCCUUGUCCUCAUCAUCUUCACCAUUUACAUGCACACCUUCAGAUUCUUCAGAUCAACAUUYAUUUACAGUUACUUACCUUACAAAUUCAUGUGGGGUUUCUCUGGAAUCUGCACUUUUAGCCUCCAAGCACGUGGAUUUAUCGAAAUCCCCAAAUAGGGCAGACUCYGUUCUUGCCUUUCUCAAUGAUCACGGUUUCACUAAAUCGCAAGUUUCAAAGUUGAUUUGUAGGCACCCUAAAAUCUUAUUAUAUGAUCCUGAGAAGACCCUUUUGCCUGCCUUCCAAACUUUGAAUUCAAUAGGUCUUUCAAGUACUGAUGUUGCUGUAAUUGUAAGUGCUAGACCGAAAGAUAUUUUUGAUAGACCGUUGCAAGAUAGAGCCCUACAAUGUGUUAAUUAUUUAAGAAGUGUUUUAGGAUCAGAUGAUAAAGUUAUCAAAGCCAUUAAGCGGUACCCUAUGGCUUUAACUUAUGAUCUACAAGUUUAUGCUGCGGGAAAUAUUCAAAUUCUGCGAGAAAUAGGGGUUCCUGAGUCGACUAUAGUAUCAAUGUUGGCACUACAGCCCAGAACUUUCUUUACAUCUGUUGAUAGAUUUAAAAAGGUCAUUGGGGAUGUGAAGAACAUGGGGUUUGAUACUUCAAAAACAAGGUUUCUUUGGGCGGUUCAUGCUGUCAGGUCAAUGAGCAAAUCGACCUGGGAUAUGAAGGUGGAGCUCUAUAAGAAGUGGGGUUGGUCCGAAGGGGAGAUUUUCAUGGCUUUUGAGAGAUGUCCAGGGUGUAUGACGGCUUCAACGGAUAAGAUAAYGCGAAUCAUGGAUUUUCUUGUUAAUACAAUGGGUUGGGAAAAAAGUUACAUCCUUCAGUGGCCUAUAGUCAUGAGUUUCAGCUUUGAGAAGAGGAUUAUUCCUAGGUGUUUGGUUUAUCAGUAUCUAGCGGAGAAAGGGUUGACCGAUGACUUUUACUUCACGAACUGGUUGAUGUAUUCGGAUACGAAAUUUCUCAAAUGGGUUUUGAAGAAGUAUGAAGAGGAAUCCCCUGAAGUGUUGAAACUAUAUCRGAAGCAUUUGGAUGAGGCAAAUGGAUUGUAUCCCUCCAUUCUUCAAAAGAGAGAKAUAGUUUGACUCUUGAGAUUGUAAGUGGAAAUGCUAGGAAUCGUUUACUGAUGCUUACUCAGUAAGCACUUACCGCAUCACUUAUCUUACCGGAUAAACAUGACAAGGACCAAGAAUCUUAUCUAGUAAGAGGCAUGGGAAAAAACCGAUAUUCUUACCCCGUAAGUGAGAAAGAAGACUCUUACCUUGCUUACCARGUAAGAGACACUUACAAAYAAUCAAUUUUGAUGSUCGAGAAUGUUUUUGCCUAUUUAGAGUUCUAGCAACUAUUACAUACAGAGGCUUGUGACAACACCAUUUGGUUAACUUACAUUCCAUCAUGAUUGAACAAUUGUUGUGAAAGGGGUUGAACUUUUUAUGAAUCUGUAUUGUUUUGAGAG